Molecule: messenger RNA, 740 nt
Organism: Moneuplotes crassus
Lineage: Eukaryota; Ciliophora; Spirotrichea; Euplotida; Euplotidae
Source: the annotation of a GenBank genome assembly
AUGAUGGAGCACUCUUCGAAGGCAACCAAUUCAAAUAAGUUUACACUUGGAGAGACUAGAGUCAUUCAUGAUGGAAGAUUCAUUAGUUUCUGUGAGACUGAUAUCACUAAUUCUGAAGGUAUCAAGUCAACCUGGGAACAUAUCUCCAGAAAGAGUAAUAGAGUUGAAGAUCCUCUAAACAUUCAGAAGAAUUAUGGCGGUGCUGAUGUCAUUGCUAUUGCUACUCAGACUGAAGAUGGAGACCAAAAUAUUGUCAAAACAGGGGAGAAAAUGGUCCUUGCUAUUAUUAUAUAUCGUGUUCCGAUUAUGAACAGUGUUAUUUCUUUACCAGCAGGCGUAAAAGAUCCUGAAGAUGAUAAUCCUUUGGAUACUGCUGUUAGAGAAUUAAAAGAGGAAACAGGCUUUACAGGUGAAAAUGGCAGAUCAACUUACACUUGUAGAUGAGAUCCAUGGAAAAGUGAUGAUAGAGGCACUCUAGUCUUCUUUGAUGUAGAUCUUACAAAGGAAGAGAAUAAAAAUCCAAAGCAAGAACUUGAGAUGGCAGAGGAUAUUAGACCCAUUUGGAUCAAACUUGAUGGGCUAAAACAAAACCUCGAAGAUUUGGCUCACAAAAAUGACUAUGAAAUCGACCAGAGGUUGUACAGUUUUGCAAUGGGACUUGAUUAUGCUCAACAUUCACAAAUUUAAGACUCAUAAGCAUACAAAGAGUGCUAGCAUUCAUCCAGGCCAAAAUGCUGCUU